CUCCUGCUCGUGCACCUUAAAAAUGUCGGGACCGCGCAUAUAUGCGCGUUCCCGUGGGUCCAGUGUGUGAGCGACACACGAUUCAUCAUCACAGUCCAUUCAAUUUGUACUCAGCCGCUGACCAACUCAGACACAACCAUGGCCUCCGGUGUGAAAGUCACAGAUGAAGUUAUUGCAGUCUUCAACGACAUGAAGGUGCGUAAGGCUAUGGAAAGAGAGGAUGAGAAGAGGAAGAGGAAGAAGGCCAUUCUGUUCUGUCUGAGCAAGGACCUCAAGAACAUCGUUUUGGAUGACGGCAAAGAAAUCCUGCUGGGUGACUUGGGAACCACUGUCCAGGACCCGUACCAGCACUUUGUCAAGAUGCUUCCCCCAGAUGACUGCCGGUACGCCCUGUAUGACGCCACCUACGAGACCAAAGAAACAAAGAAAGAGGACCUGGUCUUUAUCUUCUGGGCUCCAGAUAGUGCUCCCUUGAAGAGCAAGAUGAUCUAUGCCAGCUCAAAAGACGCCAUUAAGAGGAAAUUUGAAGGUAUUAAGCAUGAGUGGCAGGUGAACGGUUUGGAAGACCUCAAAGACCGGCAUACCCUUGCUGAGAAGCUUGGUGGCUCAUCAGUAAUCAGCCUGGAAGGAUCCCCUAUAUAAAUAUUGCCCCCCUUCCUCUCCGGCUUCAAUCGAGGCCUUUCAGACACAUCUGUUGGGUUUAGCUGUUCAUUCCAGUGUGGUCUGGAGAAGGGCAAAAGCAGAACCAGCACUGUUUGCGGGACUUUUGGGGAGGGAUAUUGUGGGUGGGUUUGGGGUGGGGUGACAGUUAAAAAAGACAAACAAAAAUCCACAAAUGCAGACUGUCAUUCCAGUUCAAGCAACAUAAAGUAUGAAACACACACACAAAGAUAAACAUAAAGAUACAACUGAGGAUGGGAAAUGAUGAUGCUAAAAAUUAAAAACAAAUAUUGGUCAUGUUUUAGGACAGGGUUUUAUUUUUCCCGGGUUCCAUUUCAACCACAGAGAAAGGGACAGGAAACAAUCCUUUAUUAUUCCAACCAUUGAAUCCUGAAAAAUUGUUCCAACUACAUUUUGUUUGCCAAACUUCUAGUUAAGUUUUGUAAGUGUGUGUAGUUGAGAUUAGGUGUAGUAUGAACUAAUUCACUCUUGAUUGCACAAAAACGCAUUGAAACCUUCUCUGGGGAACACGGUUAAAUAUCUAUAUAAAAUAUAUUUUCUUUUUAUUAUUAUAAUUUUUUUUUUUUUUUUUUUUGUUGAACAUGCAAAUUCCAAAACUUGAGUGAUUCCUCUUUAUUUUCAGUUCUGAGUCAAAACAAAUGGCAUUGAUGUAGUAAACGCAUACAUUCCUUGUACUUGUUAAAACCAGGAUCUCCUCAAUAAAAACUUUGGUGUUAUGAAGGUCUGAUGGGGAGUGAUGUGUAAAUGAAGGACCAGCGGUUAGAGUUUAGACUGAAUAUUGAAUGGUGGAUGUUUUGUAUCUUCUCCUUAUCUCUAAUAAAAAGCACUAAACUACUGACUA
Molecule: messenger RNA, 1522 nt
Organism: Sphaeramia orbicularis (orbiculate cardinalfish)
Lineage: Eukaryota; Metazoa; Chordata; Actinopteri; Kurtiformes; Apogonidae
Gene: cfl1
Product: cofilin 1
Exons: 4
Coding region: 139-642 (167 amino acids)
Biological process (GO): actin filament depolymerization
Cellular component (GO): actin cytoskeleton
Molecular function (GO): actin binding
Source: RefSeq, a predicted model, not a curated record